ACAUUCACAUAAACUGCACUAUAAAGACAUGAUACAAUCGGAAAUACAAGUGCCAGCCUUUUUUCUCCUCUUUCUGUGAAAGAUUUCAUAGUAUUUAGUGAUGCUAUUCGUAGUAAGUGGUGUACGUGAUCAUGAUCAAUGAUGAAUUAAAUUAAUAAUAAAAAUGGAUCUACGCUGAAUGACAACAGUAUAUCAUUUUCAUCAUGGGUUGAAGAUAUCUAGGUUGUAUCGCAAUCGGAAAAGAAGUCGUGCAGGAUAUCGAUAUGGAAAUGCCAGAACUAACAGUGACUUCGGAGAUUUAUGGAGAAUAUAACUAUAAUACUAAAAUGACACCACUGAUUGAAGGAAAUAUUAUUUCGGAAUUCCCGUUUUUGCUGCCCAAAAAUGACCACAAACCUCAAUAUGAUGACGACGAAGACUUGGAUAUUGAAAGACCACAAAAGGAGUCAAUAAAAAUUGAACACAGCUCUAAAACCAAACUAGCCCUAGUUGGUUUACAAGUGUGGAGGGGGGCAUUUCUGAUAGGAGACUUACUCAUACAUCUAGGAGUGAAAGGAGCCCUUAAAGAUAAGACUAUCUUGGAACUGGGAGCUGGGACUGGACUGACCAGCUUUAUUGCUGGAAUAUAUGCGAAGAAAGUUAUAUGCACUGAUAUAAACCUAGGCGGUAUAUUAGACCUGAUUAAACUCAACACCAAGUAUAAUGAAAAGCUGAUUAAAGCAGAGUUCAGAGUCGAUGCUUUGGACUUCACCAACAUGGCUUGGAGCCAGCAACUCUCUAGGGACAUCAGAAACACCAACGUUAUUAUAGCGGCCGAUGUUGUAUACGACGAUGACGUGACUGCCGCAUUCGUCGCAACGGUACAAAAGAUCCUCAACACCAACCCACCUAAAACCCUAUACAUGGCGCUAGAAAAACGCUACGUCUUCACGAUAGAACACAUGGACUCCGUUGCACCGUGUUACGAGACAUUCCUCAGUCUGUUGGAUAAAGUGAAGAAUGGAUCCAAUUGGACUGUAGAGCAGAUGCCUUUAGACUUCCCUAAAUAUUUCACUUACGAUAGAGUGAAAGAGCUAGUACUGUGGAAAAUAUCUUCUGCCUAGUUGUUAAUGUGAUCUGUGAUAGGUAACCGUAAUAAAAAAAAUAUAUUUUA
Cydia pomonella (codling moth) is the source of this 1153-nucleotide messenger RNA. RefSeq names its product methyltransferase-like protein 22. The record is from RefSeq and is a predicted model, not a curated record. Gene Ontology annotation, biological process: protein methylation. The transcript is spliced from 6 exons. Lineage: Eukaryota; Metazoa; Arthropoda; Insecta; Lepidoptera; Tortricidae. The coding region runs from base 264 to 1103 and encodes 279 amino acids. Gene Ontology annotation, cellular component: nucleus. Gene Ontology annotation, molecular function: protein methyltransferase activity.